AUGGGUGCGAUGUUUAGAAGUGAGCGAAUGCAGCUGUCUCAGCUGUUCUUACAUAUUGACUCUGCCUACAUGUGUAUUGUGGAGCUUGGGGAACUUGGCGUCGUGCAGUUCCGUGAUAACAACUCCGAAAGAAGUGCAUUCCAGCGAAAAUUUGUUAAUGAGGUUCGCAGGUGCGACGAAAUGGAGCGAAAACUUAGGUAUAUGCUGAACGAGAUACAACUAAAUAAACUGAAACUGUAUGACAGUCCGGAAAUCCCUGAAGCGCCUGCGCCAAGAGAAAUGAUUGAUAUGGAAACUACAUUUGAAAAAUUGGAGAAUGAGACAAAGGAGGUAAAUGCAAGCAUUGGAAAUUUGCGUCAAACUUACUUUGAACUUCAAGAAAUGAAACAUCUUUUGCGGAAGACGCAAAUAUUUUUCGAUGAGGCCCAUCAAGCGUCAACUUUUACCACUGAUGAGAACUUAGGCCUUCUUGGUGAAGAAGGUGGUCAGAACAUAUACAGUGGCGCUGAAAUGCACUUAGGUUCCGUUGCUGGUGUCAUUCUGCGGGAAAAAUUAUCUGCUUUUGAACGGAUGCUGUGGCGUGCCUGCACCGGUAAUGUCUUUCUUAAACAGGCCGAAAUCGAAUUGCCCAUAGAGGACCUACUAACGGGUGAAAAGGUUUAUAAAACCGUAUUCAUCGUAUUCUUUCAAGGUGAUCAGCUCAAAACACGAGUGACCAAAAUAUGUGAAGGAUUCCAUGCUACAGUGUACCCCUGCCCCGAGUCUGCAGCCGAUCGUCGGACAAUGCUUAUUGACGUAGUUCAGAAGAUCGAUGAUUUGGAAACCGUUCUCACUCAAACUCAGCAACAUCGUCAGAGGAUUCUUGAAGCUGCGGCAAAGAAUCUCAACAAUUGGUUUAUUCGGGUGCGCAAAAUGAAGGCCAUUUAUCAUACUCUCAACCUCUUCGACCUUGACGUCACCACAAAAUGCAUGAUUGGGGAGUGUUGGUGUGCGGUCAAUGAUCUUGAUCAAAUUAAUUUGGCCUUGUGCCGGGGCAUGCAAAAGUCGAGCAGCAACAUUCAACCCAUUCUUAAUGCAAUGCCAACAAAAGAUCCACCCCCGACGUUCCACAGGACAGAUAAGUUCACGGAGGCAUUUCAGGGGAUUGUUGAUGCUUAUGGAGUGGCAACAUAUAGGGAGGUGAAUCCGGCGCUCUUCACCUUGAUCACUUUUCCCUUUCUUUUCGCGGUUAUGUUUGGCGAUGCGGGGCAUGGACUUGUUAUGUUCCUUUUCGGACUCUGGAUGGCUCUGUGGGAAAGGCGGUUAAUUGCUAUGAAGAUCAGGGACGAGGUGUUUGAUAUCUUCUUUGGUGGUCGUUACGUGAUACUUUUAAUGGGCGCCUUCUCUAUUUACACGGGAGUGAUAUAUAACGACAUUUUCUCGAAAUCGGCCAAUCUUUUCGGAUCGUCUUGGUACCCUGGGUACGACAAGCAUGUCAUCGCAUCAAAGAAUCUUCUUCAAUUGGAGCCACGUACUUCGGAGAAUAUCACCGAUCAGAUGUUCGCCGGUCAGCCUUAUCCUUUUGGCAUUGAUCCGGUCUGGCAGAUUUCCAACAACAAGAUUCCUUUCAUGAACUCACUCAAGAUGAAAAUAUCCAUCAUCCUGGCUGUCCUUCACAUGAUAUUCGGAAUUGUUUUGAGCUUCUUCAAUCACAAAUUCUUCAACAACACUUUAUCAAUAUGGUGUGAAGCCCUACCACAGCUACUGUUUUUAAUAUCCAUUUUUGGCUAUCUCGUGAUCAUAAUUUUUUACAAAUGGGGAGCCUACACAGCCGACGAGGCCUCUACGGCACCUAGCCUCCUGCUGGUGCUCAUUAACAUGUUCAGGUUCAACUAUGAGGUGAAAGGAGGUGCUGGUGAUCCAUUUUACGGGGGACAGUCUGUUAUUCAAUCACUUCUAAUGCUGAUUGCUCUGGCAUGCAUACCGUGGAUGCUAUUAUCAAAACCAUUCAUCCUGCGAUGGCGUUUCAAACGCAUUUCUACUUUGGUUCACGGGACACAACCCGAACCGACACCACCACCGAGACCACCAAAACCAGACUUCAACAAUGCCAGUCAGGGAAAUGAGGGGUUCAAAGAACCGGAUGUUAAGUCCACGCCACAAGCAGUAACUACAGAUGGCCACGGUAGUGACACGGAACAUUUUGAUUUUGGCGAGUGUAUGGUUUAUUCGGCCAUUCAUACAAUUGAAUACUGCUUGGGCUGUAUUUCCAACACGGCGUCCUACCUGCGACUUUGGGCUCUUAGUCUGGCUCAUGCUCAAUUGUCGGAAGUGCUCUGGAAUAUGGUAAUGCAGAUUGGAUUGAAAAUUGAUGCUUACUAUGGGAGUGUCCUUUUAUUCCUGAUAUUUUCCGCGUGGGCUGGAUUAACUGUUGGUGUGCUGGUCUUAAUGGAGGGUUUAUCCGCUUUCCUUCAUGCAAUACGUCUGCACUGGGUGGAAUUCCAAAAUAAAUUUUACUCGGGAACUGGCCACCUAUUCGAGCCAUUUUCGUUCAAGGCAUACAUCAAUCUUCCUCUUACUGAACCCUAG
Hydatigera taeniaeformis is the source of this 2568-nucleotide messenger RNA. The record is from the annotation of a GenBank genome assembly. NCBI's taxonomy places the organism in Eukaryota, Metazoa, Platyhelminthes, Cestoda, Cyclophyllidea, Taeniidae.